Tupaia belangeri chinensis (Chinese tree shrew) is the source of this 518-nucleotide messenger RNA. RefSeq names its product cytosolic iron-sulfur assembly component 2B (gene CIAO2B). Gene Ontology annotation, cellular component: cytosolic [4Fe-4S] assembly targeting complex. The record is from RefSeq and is a predicted model, not a curated record. NCBI's taxonomy places the organism in Eukaryota, Metazoa, Chordata, Mammalia, Scandentia, Tupaiidae.
CGACGCUCGCGAGAUCUUCGAUCUCAUUCGCUCCAUCAAUGACCCGGAGCAUCCACUGACGCUAGAGGAAUUGAACGUAGUAGAGCAAGUCCGGGUUCAGGUUAGUGACCCCGAGAGCACAGUGGCUGUGGCCUUCACACCCACUAUUCCACAUUGCAGCAUGGCCACACUUAUUGGCCUGUCCAUCAAGGUUAAGCUUCUGCGCUCCCUUCCCCAGCGUUUCAAGAUGGAUGUGCACAUUACGCCAGGGACCCAUGCCUCGGAGCAUGCAGUGAACAAGCAGCUUGCGGAUAAAGAGCGGGUGGCAGCUGCCCUGGAGAACACCCACCUGCUGGAGGUUGUGAAUCAGUGUCUGUCAGCCCGCUCCUGAGCCUGGCUUUUGGCCCCCUCAGCCUAUGCCCUGGUGUCCUGGCCCCAGCUCCACUCAAGACUCAUGGCUUUGUUUUGUUGAAUCAGUGGUAAUGAGAAACUAACACUUUACAUUUUGUAAUAAACCCCUAAUUUAUAUUUAUUUUCCA